Messenger RNA from Ilex paraguariensis (yerba mate), 384 nucleotides. Lineage: Eukaryota; Viridiplantae; Streptophyta; Magnoliopsida; Aquifoliales; Aquifoliaceae. The record is from the annotation of a GenBank genome assembly.
AUGCUUCUUAUUUGGUUCUGUUGUCAGCCUUAUAAGUGCAACAAGAAAUGGGUUGUCGCAUUGAACCCUCUUCCCCACUGUGGUUCUGGUUCUCAAGCUGAUGGUGAUGCAUCCUGUGAUAUAUGCAAAAGGAGACUCAAUGAUCCCACUCAAUAUCGCUAUUGCUCUGUCGCUUGUAAGGUGGAGGCACUUUCGAGUGAUGCAGAAGAGGAAGGCAAAGAAGUUGGUGAGCCAGGGAAGCGAAAGCACAGAAGGAAGGGAGUGAUCGUUGGUUCUUCAUGGGCUUUGCAAGAGAAAUCAACUGAGAGGUUCGGCCGCUUUCAAGACAGUGAGCCUGAUAUUGACAUUUUAGCGGAGAAGAAGUGGGGAAAGUGUAUGAGGUGA